Messenger RNA from Olea europaea var. sylvestris, 3157 nucleotides. RefSeq lists its product as uncharacterized. Bases 41 to 328 code for a protein of 95 amino acids. The record is from RefSeq and is a predicted model, not a curated record. The transcript has 3 exons. Lineage: Eukaryota; Viridiplantae; Streptophyta; Magnoliopsida; Lamiales; Oleaceae.
CUAUCAAGUAUCUAGAACAGCACCAGUUUUCUAUUUUCAAAUGACAAUUUCUUUCAGAAUGACCAAAACUGUGGUGGUUAAGUCGAUAUCGUGCAGUGGUGAAGAAUCCGAGACAGUAGUCUUUAACUUGAUGAAUCAAAGGAGGGCUAUGCCUAUGACGCUAGAAAUUGAUGUUUCUUUUUCUCUGAGGAUGAAUUGUGGGGAUCUUGCCAGGCAAACUACUUCCUCGCCUGGAUUUUUCAAUGGCAGCAAGAAGAAGAGAGUAAUGUGGAGGAGGCUGAAGUUGAAAAGAGAUUUUGAAGUGAAUAAUGCUAAGUUGAAAAGGUGAUAAAAUAGUCAGUUGAUGACUACAAAUGCAGUGGCUUGUUUAGAUCAAUUUAAGAUGAUUUUGAAGGGUAAUUGUGGGAAUUUACUAAAUUAGUCUUCUAAAUUUCAUUGGUAGAGUUUUGAAUUGAAUAAUACUAUUUGCAUUCACAUACUAUUGCAGCCGUCUUACGUAGCAUAUAUGUGAUGGUUAGUGAUUUGAUAUAUGAGGUAAGAAAAAAAUUACCACAUUAAUAAAUCAAAUCACAAACUGUAAUUUAGGAUGUCACAUAGGGCGACUAUCGGAGUGAGCGACUAUGAAUAUGAUUACUUUUUUGAAGUGUAUUAAAGAGAAUUUCCUUUGAUUUUAGCUUUUAGACGGGGAUCAUUUGUCCUAUUUAUAGGCAUUACAACAAGUAUGUUGACCGUCUAAUGUCACAUCAGCUAUAGUGUCGACCUUAAAGUAUAUGUCAUUGCCCAAAUUUGAGAAUUUUGAUUGGUUGUUGAGGUCGGUCAUGCAUGUCAUCAUGCUACCUAGGUUGUAGCUGUGGCCUUGGUCAUGAUUACCUGUUACCUAGGUAAUUAUUAUUAUUUUUUUGAUUGGUAGAAGAUGAGAUGUUGAUGCCAUGUGUCACUUGUUGCUUUGGGAGUCAUUUGGGAGAUAUGUGUUCAUGAUUGCAAUGAUGAUGUUUUUGGAUGAUGCCGCAAUAGACUGAGCUGAGUGAUUUCCUAGUCCAUCCUUUUUUGCGAUAGUUAGCUUCUUUUUUACAUCCAAUUCAUCAUUGUCAUGUGCCAUUUAAUACACCUCAUUCAUGAAACUACUUAUGAUUGACCAACUUCCAAAAAGGAAUCUUACGAUUCCGAGUUGAGAAAUGAAGGUUCGAACUUUACGAAGAGUAAACGUCUAGAUCUUAGAGAAUAUUUGUAGGUGUUUGCACUCACGACCACCUCUAACCCACUACAAAUUAAGGAGAGCUAAAAAAGAUGCUAUCUCAAAGAAGAUGGACUAGGAGAUCGUCAGGGUAGCUCGACGUUGUCGCCUUCAUCCAAAAAUAUUAUCAUUGCAAUUCUAAAUACAUGUCUCCCAAAUAACGUCAUCACCACGGACGACCACUUCCAAAGCGACAGCAUCAACACCUCAUCCUCCACCAAUCAGAGACAAGCAAUGAUUAUCUAGAUGACAUUUAAUCAUGACUUAGGCACAAAUAUGAAUUAGUUAGUAUGAUGGUCUUCAUGACCAACCUCAGCAGUUGAUCAGAAUUUUCAAAUCUGGACAGUGGCACACACUUCUAGGUCGGCACUGUAAUUGAUGUGAUAUUAGGUGAUCAAUUUGCUUAUUGUAAGGCUUAUAAAUAGGACAAAUGGUCUCCUCCUAAAGGCCGAGAUUAAGGGAAUUAUCUCUAAUACACAUCAAAAUCUAUGUCAAUAAAAUUAGCUACUAUUUAGUAACUCCUGCAAUUAUUCUAAAAAGCGUCUUAAGUCGAUCUGAAUUUUCUACGUCAUUUUUAGUCAUCAACAUGGGCAAUUGAUAGUGCCAGGCUUCACCCUUCUCCUUCUCCUGCUCCAGAAGAUGAAGACGAAGAUGAAAGCAGUGAAGAAUAAGAUGACAUUGUUAAGGGUGAUAGCUAGGAUUAUCGAAAAAAGGGUAAAAGGAAAUGAUUAGUGCUUGCAAAAGGCAUAUCAAAUUAUGCCAUUAUGUUAUUUUCAAUAUUAGAUUAUAGAAGUAACUAUAUAAUUAAUUGUUAUCACGGAUGGUUUGUCAUGAUUUCUUAUAGGCAAAAUUAUUUUGAUGAUGUAAUUAAUGGACAUAGAUUCUGUGAUUCUGCUCUGUUGCGGCACUCGUUUGAUGCCUAAAUUUAGUUUAGCUAAGAGAUAAAUCUAACAGAGAUUAGAGGGAGUGUUGCUAGGUAAGGGAACGAUCGUUCUUCAAUUGUAGAGCAAGCAGCCUUUCACAUCCUCUUUCAGAAAAUGUUUCGGAUUAGAAAAUCAUAUUAUUUUUUCUCAAUUCAGCCCUAAAUCCACAGUUGCAUAUUUAAUACGCAAUGCACUGCCAAGUCCUCUACUUCAUGAUGGUGGCACGAAUGAUUGAUGAUUAGGUUUCUGCUCGAAUGAUGGAUAAACGAAAAAGGAUUCAUAUGCACAUGUCAUUGUACAUUGGUGUCUGUAAAACUGACAAUUGAUUUGUUAUUCUGUUUGACCUGUUUCGGUUGUUAUUGAUGUCAUGUGAUGAUGGCUUUUGUUUCUUAGAUAAAAAGUUGAGACCUUUUCUUCUAGGAUACACAUCACGUUGAUUUUCAGACAAUGAAAUUGUACUACCAUAGGCUAAUGCUACUUUCCCUCAUCUUUUGUUCAUAUACUGAAUCUAUUAUCAGACAUUGUGUAGUAUCAAGCAGGGUUUUGUGUUUGCAAAAAGAAGGGAGAAACAUUGGUUAAGGAAUUCUCUCCAGUUCCAUUUCUCAAGUCUUAGUUACUUAAAAGUGUAUAUCAACCGUGAUGGAAUAGCGCGUACUAAAUCAUUUCCAGAAUUAGUUUACGUCAUAAGGUAUGGCAGAAUGGCUUCUCGGAAUUGGCAGAAGAAAAAUAUAUAUAAGAUUUGAAUGUUUCAAGUUCUGAAUUAAUCAUAUAAAUGUCAAUAAUUCAUAUUUUAUUCCCUUUCUUUUUGAUUGCCAUUGAUUCCACAAUUUAUUUGCAUAACAGUGUACCUUUCUUCUCUUUCCUCGCUCUCGUGCAAUUGGUAUCCGAUCAAUAUCUUUGUAUAAGUUCUAACUUUCCCGGAAUGUCUAUCAAGAAUUCACUUGUGUUUCUUUUCUUGAUCAUCAAGUUGCAUGCGUUUAGAUUGUACAUGAUCAAACUU